UUUGACUUGGACUUUGUACCUCUCUUGGCCAAUUCGGUAUUGCUUCUAUUAAUUUCUCCUUCACUAUAAGUCAAUUUUCUUAAGACUUUCACCACUUUCAUUGAUAAUGCUGCGUAUUUUAUCACGUGCAUCUGCAUCGUUACCAUCCAGAAGUCUUCUAAGGAGUCUCAGCAGCGCCAUGUCCACAUUCGCCAAUUUGCAAGUCAAUUCGCCCAGUCCUUUCGUCUAUCACGUUGAAUUGGACAAUCCCAAGAAGAGCAAUGCCAUCAAUAGCGACAUGUGGAAGGCCAUUGGAGAGUGUUUCGCUCACCUGCACGGAAAUCCUGAUUGUCGGUCAAUUGUGUUGUCCGGGAGUGGAAAGAACUUCUGCGCCGGCAUCGAUCUCAUGAGCAUGAUGUCUCUGGGACAAGAGUUGAGUCAGCAUGAGGACGUGGGACGCAAAGGACGCGUAAUGGAGCAGAAAAUUCGGCAGUAUCAAGAUGCGAUUUCAUCCAUUGAACACUGCGUGAAACCUGUAAUUGCUGCAAUUCACGGAGCGUGUGUUGGCGCUGGAGUGGACAUGAUCACGGCCACUGAUAUGCGGUAUUGCAGCUCUGAUGCGUGGAUGCAAGUGAAAGAGGUGGAGAUUGGGAUGGCAGCCGAUGUUGGAACUCUCCAGAGAUUGCCUAAAGUCGUGGGAUCACAGAGCCUUGCCAGGGAAUUGUGCUUCACGGGACGAAGGAUGGACAGCGAGGAGGCUCUCAAGUGUGGCCUCGUGAAUCGCGUCGUGAAGACCAAGGAGGAAUUAUUGACACUGGCUCUCGAGACUGCCAAACAAAUCGCUUCACUGAGUCCGGUGGCUGUUCAGAACACUAAGAAGAGCAUCAUUUACUCACUGAAUCGUUCCAAUCAGGAGGGAUUGGAUCACAUUCGUGAGAUAAACUGCCUGUCUCUCCAGAGUGAGGACUUCCUGAAGGCUGUAAUGGCUGCAGCCACGAAAGGAGAACCAGCAGAGUUUGCCAAACUCUGAACCAUAGGAUGUGAUUAUUAAUAUUCUUGCAUGAAGAUUUUAUACUGAUAUUAAAAAGGUGGAAGAUUAACUAUCUGUUUACUCAUCAAACUUCAUUUGGCGCCAA
This is a messenger RNA of Phlebotomus argentipes, 1115 nucleotides long. RefSeq names its product delta(3,5)-Delta(2,4)-dienoyl-CoA isomerase, mitochondrial-like. The transcript is spliced from 2 exons. Gene Ontology annotation, cellular component: mitochondrion. NCBI's taxonomy places the organism in Eukaryota, Metazoa, Arthropoda, Insecta, Diptera, Psychodidae. Bases 107 to 1009 code for a protein of 300 amino acids. The record is from RefSeq and is a predicted model, not a curated record. Gene Ontology annotation, molecular function: delta(3,5)-delta(2,4)-dienoyl-CoA isomerase activity.